AUGGACGACGACUCAGACGAGCGCACCGAGGAGCUCGACACAUUGCAGUCCAUCUAUCCAGAGCUCGUGCUCAACGCUGCCCACCCCUACACCGCCGCGCUCGACCUGCUCGUCGCACCCACAAGGCCACUGCCCGUCACCUUCACGCCCGAACAAGACGUCCAGCGCCUGGCCUACCUCCCCACGCUGCACGUCGAGAUUCUCCUGCCCGUAGAGUACCCAAACUACGGCCCGCCACACAUCAGCAUCACCACGACCCCGCCGUGGCUGCCAGACGCCUGCGCGCAGAAGCUGGCCGACGAGGCCACGUCGAUCUGGGACGAGUACGGCGGCGGCAUGGUAUUAUUUGCCUACAUCACCUCGUUGCAGGAGCGGGCUGAGGCCUGCUUUGGCGUCGACGAGCUCACCCUGCCUGCCUCAAUGCGGGAAGAGCUUCUGGCCUACAGCAAGCGAAUGAAGCGAGAGCUGUUCGACAAGGAGACAUUCGACUGCGAGGUCUGUCUCGAGCCGAAAAAGGGCUCGGCCUGUUAUCGCAUGCAGCGCUGCAACCACGUCUUCUGUGUCGCCUGCCUGCAAGACUACUACAACAACUGCAUCACCGAGGGCGCUGUCAGCAACGUCAAGUGCAUGUCCACGGAAUGCGGCAAGCCGACCCCCGGCGGAAAGAGAAGGGAGCGACUGCUGUCGCCGAAAGAGCUGUUGCAAAUACCCCUUUCUCGCGAGCAAGUCGAGCGCUACGUCAACAUCAAACGGAAAAAGAAGAUGGAGUCCGAUCCCAGCAUCAUGUUCUGCCCCCGCACCUGGUGUCAAGGCGCAAUGCGUUCCGCCAAGUACCCCAAGAUCAAGGACAUAAGCACAAUGGAUAGCUCUGACUCGGAAGCAGAAGACGACAAUAGCCAUGCACAACCACAGGCUCCAACCGGUCCAGAGAAGCGCGCUGUGGGCGUCAGAGGCAUGGAUCGCCUGGCUGUCUGCGAAGACUGCACCCUGGCCUUUUGCGUCGUCUGCCUCUCGUCAUGGCAUGGAGAUUUUGUGCGUUGUGAACCACGCGACGCAAACCAACUCACCGAAGAAGACCAGGCUUCUCUCAAUUUCAUCAUGAAGAACACUUCGCCUUGCGCUUACUGUUCGGUUCCCUGCCAAAAAUCCUUUGGCUGUAAGUCCACCUCCUUUUCGCAAGCAUCCAAGCCAGCUAAUGUUCUUCCAGGCAACCACAUGACGUGUGCGCAGUGCAAAACACAUUUCUGUUAUCUAUGCGGUGCCUGGCUGGAUCCAGGGCGACCCUACCAGCAUUUCAACGAUCCAAAGAACAAGGCCUGCUUCCAGCGGCUCAUGGACGGCGCCGAGGGUGAUAUUGUAAAUGGCGACGUGCAGUUUGGUGGGAGACGAGGAGCAGAGCAGCUCGCAGAGUUUUGGGAACAGGAGGCAAUGAGAAUACAGGUGCAGCUUGACGAAGAAGAUACAAGGUAA
Messenger RNA from Ascochyta rabiei, 1470 nucleotides. RefSeq names its product RBR-type E3 ubiquitin transferase. NCBI's taxonomy places the organism in Eukaryota, Fungi, Ascomycota, Dothideomycetes, Pleosporales, Didymellaceae. The record is from RefSeq and is a predicted model, not a curated record. The coding region runs from base 1 to 1470 and encodes 489 amino acids. The transcript has a single exon. Gene Ontology annotation, molecular function: ubiquitin protein ligase activity; ubiquitin conjugating enzyme binding; zinc ion binding. Gene Ontology annotation, cellular component: cytoplasm; ubiquitin ligase complex. Gene Ontology annotation, biological process: positive regulation of proteasomal ubiquitin-dependent protein catabolic process; ubiquitin-dependent protein catabolic process; protein polyubiquitination.